CCUGCUUCCUCUAUCAACCACCACCACACCCCUCCACCAUCUCUCACUCAACUACAGCCCAGCCCGUCGUCAAAAUGGCUGUCGAUCAGGAGUCUUUCGUCCAUCUCUCGCGCCCCCUUGCGCCCAACGUGCUUGGCUUCGGUGUCAGCAAUGCCCCGCUUACCGUCAACAUCCAGCCUCAGGCUGUCUUCUCCAUCAUCGACCAUGCCGUCAGACGUGACGACCGCGACACCCAGUCGACACGGGUGAUUGGUGCCCUCGUGGGUGUCCGCAGCGAGGACGGCAGCGAGGUCGAAGUGCGCUCCACCUUCGCCAUCCCCCACACCGAGAACGAGGACCAGGUUGAGGUGGACGUCGAGUACCAGAAGAACAUGCUGGCCCUGACGCUCAAGGCCAACCCCCGCGAGACCCUGCUGGGUUGGUACACCACCUCGCACGAGCUCAACAGCUUCAGCGCCCUGAUCCAGAACUUCUUCGCCUCCCCCGAGACCGGCACCUUCCCCCACCCGGCCGUCCACCUGACCAUCGGCACCGAGGCCGGCGCGACCAUCGACACCAAGACGUACAUCUCCGCUCCCGUGGCUGUCAGCCCCGAGCGCGCCGCCGAGUCGUGCCUCUUCAUCGAGGUACCCCACAAGCUCCUCUUCACCGACGCCGAGCGCGGCGCCCUGGGCUCUGUCGCCGCCGCUGCCGACGCCGAGUCGCGCUCCGCCCCCGUCGUCUCCGACAUUGAGAACCUCGCCCAGGCCCUCGAAACCGUCUCCGACCUGCUUGAGCGCGUUUCCGGCUUCGUCGGCGAGGUGCUCGACGAGGAGCGCGACGGCAACCACGCGCUCGGCCAGUACCUCAUGAACGCCCUUUCCCUGGCUCCCAAGGUGUCCAACCUGGCCAUCGAGAACGACUUCAACAACCACAUCCAGGACGUCCUUAUGGUCUCGUACCUCGCCAACACGAUCCGCACCCAGAUCGAGUUGUCCCAGCGCCUGGCCACUGCCAAGCUCGACGAGGGCAAGGAGGGCGGUGAGAAGAAGGAUGGUGAGGGCGCCGAGGGCGACAAGAAGACCGACGGCCAGCGUGGCCAAAGGGGCCAGGGCGGCAAGCGUGGCGGUCGCAGCGGUGGUGCUGGUGGCCGCGGUGGCCGCGAGCAGAGGGAGCCCAGGGAACCCAGGGAAGCUGCCGAGUAAAGAGGACGAAUUGGUGGAAAGAAAAGGGAAAGAGAAGAAGAGAAAGGAAAGAGAGAAUGAAACUCGUUCUUCCAGUAUCUUCUUUUAAUGAAAGGCCACUACACACAAUCAGGCAGGGGAAAAGAAAAAGGUUCACACACACACAAAAAGGAUCCGAUUUCUCUUACAAUGAGUCCCUUUUGCGCGCGUUUGAUUCAGUCAUCAGCCGUUUUUUACACGAGAAAGCGGGCUCCCCCAUUCUAUUUACUUCUCGACCUGUGCGGACUGGAGUUGUCUCGUCUGUCUGCCGUCUAUACCCUGCUGUUUCGCUACAGCGUUAUGAAGUGCGCGCGCGGUCUCGGUUGUCGGUUAUCGAUUUUGGAGAGGGGAGCGAGAGAAAAGGAAAGCGGGAAAGGUGAGAGAGGGUAAAAAAAGGAGGGAGGGAAAGAGAGGUAUGGGACGGCUUUGGUUGGGUCUCAAGCAAUAUGGCGUUCAUAGGAAUACUACUACUAGAGCCUUCUUACUCAGUCAGGUCAGCAGCAUGAUGAAUUGAUUUGGGAAUUUUCUGUUUGAAAAACAACAAUCUAUAC
Neurospora tetrasperma FGSC 2508 is the source of this 1753-nucleotide messenger RNA. RefSeq lists its product as uncharacterized. Gene Ontology annotation, cellular component: eukaryotic translation initiation factor 3 complex, eIF3m. The coding region runs from base 75 to 1184 and encodes 369 amino acids. Gene Ontology annotation, molecular function: translation initiation factor activity; translation initiation factor binding; metallopeptidase activity. NCBI's taxonomy places the organism in Eukaryota, Fungi, Ascomycota, Sordariomycetes, Sordariales, Sordariaceae. The transcript is spliced from 2 exons. The record is from RefSeq and is a predicted model, not a curated record. Gene Ontology annotation, biological process: translational initiation.